GGCAGGGGAGUGCCUGCCUAAGUAGCCGGGCUCAGCAAACGCUCUUGCUGCCCGUGCACUCGAGGUGAAUCGCCGAGCAAACCAAGUCCCAGUUCCUUCGGGAAGGGAAGGUGGCCUCGCAGGAGUGGCCGGGUCGCCUGGGAGAGGGGUUUUCCAUCCAUCAGCUCGUCUUCAGCCAGCCAAAACCACGCUGGCACCCCCUGCUCUGUUCCAGGGGCCAUCAAAGGGAGUUUGUUCAAGCUGAUUUUGGAGAAACAGAUAGUUUUGACCUGACAACCUCUUCUUCUGCAGACCUCAGCCAUGCCCUUAGAUCCAGGUGGAAGAGCCACCCUUGGCAUUGUGCCUCAUGCGUGUGACUCAGAUGGAUUCUGCUUGUCUGAAAGAUUCCUCAAUAUAAGGGACUGCAUAAAAAUGACUCGGAGUGAACCGGUUCGGACCCCACUACCAAGAAGCCCAGGGCACUGAAGGACCAACGGGGUGCUGCUGGAUCCAUGGCGGAUCCAUUUCAAAUCUUAAACCUCGAUAUGAAGCCUGGGAACACCCUGAAGAUCAAAGGCAAAAUAUCUGUUGAUACUUCUGGCUUCAGCAUCAAUCUUGGCUCCAGCUUGAAAGAUCUGGCACUUCACUUCAAUCCCCGCUUCAAUGAGUCUGUCAUUGUCUGUAACUCCAAGUGCUCUGAUGUGUGGCAGAAAGAGCAUCGUGACAGCCACUUCUCUUUCUUCAGGGGCUGCACUGUCAAGUUCCUCAUUGAAAUGCUGACAGACAAAUUCCGUGUGAAACUACCAGAUGGGCAUGAAGUGUGUUUCCCCAACCGGCACAGCUACCGCAAGAUCAACUACAUGAACAUCAUGGGAGGCUUCAAGAUCACCUCCUUCAAGCUGAGCUGAUGGGUGCCACUUCCCAGCUCUAAUAAAAGACCAAGCCAGUGGAACACUGCUUGCUCCAU
This is a messenger RNA of Corapipo altera (White-ruffed manakin), 946 nucleotides long. It is a transcript of the gene LGALS2, whose product is annotated as galectin 2. The record is from RefSeq and is a predicted model, not a curated record. The transcript is spliced from 7 exons. The coding region runs from base 492 to 887 and encodes 131 amino acids. Gene Ontology annotation, molecular function: carbohydrate binding. NCBI's taxonomy places the organism in Eukaryota, Metazoa, Chordata, Aves, Passeriformes, Pipridae.